UCCCAGAGGAUGAACGGUGGGUUGCCGGUCGCGGACCCGCUCGCCCCGUGCCCCCCGGACACCGCCCUCCCCUCGCCCAGUCCCCCUCCCCCGUCGGGGCCAGCGGUGCCCCCCGCAGGCUGGGAGGAGUUCUGCCAGCGCCACGCCCGGCAGGCAGCCCUCGCCUUCGCCUGCCAGCUGCGCGCCUUCCUGAGGGAGGGGGAGGCUGCGAGGCGGGGGCCGGAGGUGGACGGCGGGGAGCGAGCCUCGGCCUUCGGGCGCCUCUUCGCGCGGCACUUUGUGCGCAGCUUUGAGGAGGAGGUGGGGGCCAGGCGGAGGGUCUCGGGGACGGAGGGAGAGGAGGAGGAAGAGGGGGAGGAGGGGAGAAGCGAGUCCUCGCUCUCCUCUCCGGCCUCCCCUCCUUCGCCGGCGCCCCCCUCGCAGGCCCGAAGCACCGAGGAGCUGGAGAAAGCCCCCCGACUCCGCAAGAGGUUCUCCCUCCGCAGCGUGGGCCGCACGGUGCGAGGGAGCGUCCGGGGAAUCCUCCACUGGAGGGGAGGAGGAGGAGGAGGAGGAGGAGGGAGCGAGGAGGGGGCUGGGGAGAGGCGGAGGGCCAGCGCCGGGCACGCCCCGUCCCCCUCGGCCCCCCGCUCCGCUGAGCGGCAGGAGCGUUGGACCCACCGCUUCGAAAGGCUGCGGCUUGCCAGGGCGACGCCCGCCCCAGCCGAACAGCGCGACGUCAGGCGCGAGGGGCUCCUGCAGUACGUGGCGGCAGACGAGGCCGGGACGGGGCGCAACCGAUGGGCCAAAUGUCGGGUGGUCCUCCGGCGAGGGGCGGAGGGAGAGGGAUAUCGCCUGGAGUUCUACACACCUCCCAAGUCGAAGGGCAGACCCUGCAUGGCGGUUCGUCCCCCAGUCGAAGGGCAGACCUUGCAUGGCGAUUCCUCCCCCAGUCGAAGUGUGGUCCCACACACGGCGUUGCUUCCCCCGAGUCGAAGGCGGUCCCCCGCAUGGUGA
Molecule: messenger RNA, 996 nt
Organism: Rhincodon typus (whale shark)
Lineage: Eukaryota; Metazoa; Chordata; Chondrichthyes; Orectolobiformes; Rhincodontidae
Product: SH2B adapter protein 1-like
Exons: 2
Coding region: 10-996 (328 amino acids)
Biological process (GO): intracellular signal transduction
Cellular component (GO): plasma membrane
Molecular function (GO): transmembrane receptor protein tyrosine kinase adaptor activity
Source: RefSeq, a predicted model, not a curated record